Molecule: messenger RNA, 3498 nt
Organism: Aureobasidium melanogenum CBS 110374
Lineage: Eukaryota; Fungi; Ascomycota; Dothideomycetes; Dothideales; Saccotheciaceae
Product: Spc7-domain-containing protein
Exons: 5
Biological process (GO): protein localization to kinetochore; mitotic spindle assembly checkpoint signaling; mitotic sister chromatid biorientation
Source: RefSeq, a predicted model, not a curated record
GCAGUCAAAUCAAUCCUCCCAUCCAAAGAAGAUGAAGCCAAGAGGCGAGAAGCCCGUCGCAAAUCUCUCGCCAACCGCAGAGUAUCCUUUGCGCCCGAAGCAACCCUCCACACCUGGGACGUCAUCGAGUACAUGCGCGAUGCCACCGCCUCAUCAAACUCUUCCGAUCAUGCAAGAGCACACCAAGAUCCCGAUUCAGAUCCUCCCUCCACUCCGCCAGAGCAAGCAGACGAUGACGACGAUGACUUACCACAAUCUCCUGAACACCAGCGCGACGUUCACCAGCAGAAGCGUCGCCGAAGCUCUGCCAUUCCUCCCAUGAACUUCAACGACCUGGACGACUAUUCUUCAUCUCCAGUCAGCGGCAGUAGCAAUGUCGAAGCUAGUAGCGAUGUUGAAGAAGACGUCGAGUCUGAAGACGAUGGAGAAAGCACGGCUAUGAGCCUGGAUCAAGGAGACAACACUUUGCUCUCCCAGCAGUCUGGAGACAGCACCGGCUCAAGCGCUCGCCUGGAAGCUGCCUUGCAACAAGCUGCUGCUCAAGCCGGUACUCGUGGCAUUGAGUUCGACGAGUAUGGUGAUAUGUCUAUGGAAAUGGCUGGCGAUGAAAUCACAAACGCCUUCAAACCAUGGGCUCAAGGUCAGCACUUUGCCGCAGAAGACCAAGAAAACAACAAUCCCUUCGACUCAGUAUUUCGCCCUGGCCCACAACCUGGAGACGAUGAAGAUGAAGGAGAUGACGAUAUGAGCAUGGAUAUGACGCACGCAGUAGGCCGUAUUCUGCCCCAACAGCAGCCUCAGGAUGAGCAAGAAGAGACUGAAGACGAGGGAGACAUGACAAUGGAUAUGACCAAACCCAUGGGCACCAUCUGGACCGCCAACCAGCCUCAAGCACAACCACAAGAGCAAGAAGAGGACGAGACUCGCGACAUGACCAUGGACAUGACACGACCCGAGCCGACAAGACGGACCGUAGCUCAAGCACGCGAUGCGAAGCGCCGACGUUCGUCCUCAGCUCGCCAGUCUCUAAGCGAUGCCACCAUGGAUUUGACUGUAGCAGUCGGCGCGAUUCAAGAGAGACAACAAUCUCCGGUGAAGAAAGACAGGCGAUUAAGUUCACGUAGUCGCCGCUCUUCUGGCGCUUCAUCCGUUAUGGAUGAGCAGACCAUGGACUUUACCAUGGCAGUGGGUGGCAUCAAACAGCAACAGCAACAACAGCCCAAGUCGCCUAGGGAACCGUCCAUCAUCGAGGAAGAUGAUGCAGAAGGUAACGAGGACAUGUCCAUGGAAUUUACUGCCGUCGUUGGGAACAUCCUGAAGCACCAGGCCGCCACCGCUAUCGAACGCCCAGCCACACCUCAAAAUCCCGGAUCUGCUCGCAAGAGUCCUGCACCACAAAGGACUCCUUCGUCUGCGCAACAAACCCCAUCAACUGCUCAGAAGAUCCCCUCGUCUGUCCGCAAGACACCAGUGUCAGCAACAAAGAGUCCACACUUUGCUCAGAAGAGCUCAGAAUCUGCUCAGCACACUCCUUUGGCCCAAACAAGCCCCAUCUCCGUCAGGCAGAAUGGCUCGGCUCAGAAGCCCGCUUCGGUGCACAAGAGCCCUGCGAUCAAGGCCCCCACCCCUGCAUCUGUCCCGAAGAGUCCGGUCUCAAAGAUAUCAUCGCGCAAGAGUCCCGUUUCUACCCGUCGAAGCGCGAGAAUCAGUCUUGCGGUAGGCCAGCCUCAGCAGGACGUGCAGAAGCAACAUACAGAUGAGUCUCGCAGUACCUUUGCAGACUCGAUCAAAUUCCUUUCAACACCAAGUAAGGAGGCUGGUACAAGUCCGUUGAAGCGUCUUCGUGCUUUAACUCCCAAAAAGUCACCGGCAAAGAAGAUGAUGACCCCGAAGAAGAUUGCGACGCCCAAGACCUCCACACCAUUCAUUGUUGAAAACCGAAAUGCACCUGGUCUGCUCGACCUCGAAGCUGCUAAGAACAUAUUUGCUGUGCCCAAAUCCGGUCCUCCAGCAAGAAGAGUCCAGCUUAAUGAGUUCUUAGACCUCGCGGGUAUCAAAUUCAUGGACUUGACCGCUUCGAAACGUCGACACACUGUUGCUCCCACGCCUAGCGAGCCCCACGGGGCUGACGGUGAGGAUCAGAGCAUUGAUCUCGAAGGAGCUGUUGUUGCAGGUGCUUGCACGAUGCCUAUGCUCGACUUGUUUCAGCAUGCCUGCCGUGAACUCAAAAAAUACAUUUCCGAAGGCAAAUCAUUCCUCAAGACACUGGAAGCUGAGGUCUACGACGAUCCUCCACCAUUUUUCCAGGCUUACAUGAAUGCUACUUCUGAGCGUAAAUCUCAGUUGGAUGGCAACAUGAGAGAUGCCAAGACGAACGCCAGAAUGAAAAGCAAGGAAAUUUGGUAUGACUGGCGCAGUAAGCUUCUGGAUGGCCUCUCAGAUGGCCUUGAUCGAAUCCAGACAGGUCUUGACGCGGAUGCCGAGGUCUUGGGACAGAAGCAAGAAUCUCUUGACUCUGUGCUUCCUGACCUGCUUCAGCACUACGAAGGUCUUCUUAAACAAGCGGAACAGCUAGAGCAAGCUGCAGCUGCAAUUUCCGAAGAAGAGAAAGAGGAGCUGCGUGCUUCUCGUGCUCGUCUUGUUGAAGUUGACGAACAGAUUGAAGAGCGCAAGCGCAUGCUGGCUAGUCUUCAGCGUGAUGUUGACGAGCAGGACAAACUUGCCGAAGCUUACGAGGAAAGCAAGAUUGAGAGCUUGGCUGCCAUACAAGAAGCCGAGCGUGUCAAGGAGUCAUGCCGUGGCUUCACAAUCGACGAGGUCCAAUCACUCAAAGCAUCAGUUGCACAACUUGAGAAACAGAGCGGCUGGGCUAUCGCCUCGGCCUCUGGUACCAACCUCACAAUGAGCUAUGCAAACACACUGCAGCUCUAUUUCAACACAACAUCCUUCAAGAUCACUUCUUCCGCCCAUGCAACAAACCCUACAAACUCGCCCAUCUCACUCACGCACAUUACACCUAUCUCGUUGACGACCGAGAAGCGCUUCUUCCUUCAACUCAUGCGUGCACAACUGCAAUGUCUUGAUCAAAAGACUAUCUCUCUGAAACAGCUUCUCAGUUUUGUGCAGAGAGGCUGGGACGCUGCUUCACUCAUCGCCGAGCAAGUGCGCUGUUUGACUCUUGAGCAGCUUGUCAAUGUCAGUAUCCUCAGUGAUGAGCGUCUUGCUAUCGACGUUUGCAUCCUGCUGCCCAAGGUUGAGACCAAGGUCAAGGUGAGUCUGCGAUUGACAGCCACACUAUCAGACCCUGAUGCACAAGACUUGGAUAUCAAAAACGAGAUUGAUGUCGACGCCAAGGUCGUGUAUGGCGAGCCUUACAAUGAGAAGAACAUGUCUGAGUUCGUUGGCAAGAGAGUCAGAGGUCAAGGAUCAGAGGGCUGGGAUGCGACCAUAAGAGAAUUGAGGACCAGACUUGUCGCGACCGGGCGCAAGGGACGUUGA